Ipomoea nil (Japanese morning glory) is the source of this 2073-nucleotide messenger RNA. RefSeq names its product aldehyde oxidase GLOX. The transcript has a single exon. The coding region runs from base 167 to 1933 and encodes 588 amino acids. The record is from RefSeq and is a predicted model, not a curated record. Lineage: Eukaryota; Viridiplantae; Streptophyta; Magnoliopsida; Solanales; Convolvulaceae.
AACCAUAAAAUAGGUAAAAUGGGUUAGAAAGAGAUAAUAAUAAAAAUUUUCCAAUAAAUAUUUUCUCCAUUUUAGUCAUCACUUAAUUAGCUCAUAAUAUAUCCGAUCCUCAUAUUAAUUCGCCUUUAUGCAUGUUUGAAUUCAAGAAAAAUAAGAGUCGUCUUCAAUGGCGUUCAAGAAUUCCUGUUUCCAUUUCUUUGUCACCUUCAUUGCCGUCGUAUUUUGUGCUUCAACUCUCGGCAACCGGAGUAGGUCCGGCACCGCCGCUUUGUUGACGUCCAUUACUGGGUUCAACGACACGCCGGCGGCCGUGGAACCAAGAACGGAGCAGUUGUCUGGGUGGUCACCGGGCGGCGAGUGGGUGCUUCUGCACGCUAGCGUGGGCGUAUCCGCCAUGCACAUGCAGCUCAUGCCGGACAACAAGGUGGUGAUGUUUGACCGGACGGACUUCGGAGCUUCCAACCUCUCCCUCCCCGACGGCAAGUGCCGCGACAACGACGAGGUCAUUGACCGGGACUGCACCGCCCAUUCUCUCCUCUACGACAUUACGUCGAACACCUACCGCGCACUCAUGGUGCAGACCAACGUCUGGUGCUCCUCCGGCGGGCUGGACCCCAACGGAACCCUCGUCCAAACCGGCGGGUACCACGGCGGCGACCGGAGAAUACGCACGUUCACUCCCUGCAACGACGAUCUCUGCGAUUGGGUUGAGCUUGACCAGAAUCUCACGAUACAGCGAUGGUAUUCCUCCGAUCACAUUCUCCCCGACGGCCGUAUCAUUAUAGUCGGCGGCCGGCGAGCUUUCAGCUACGAAUUCUUCCCAAAGUCCCCAAACACGACGAAUUUAGCGUAUCAACUUCGGUUCUUGGUGGAAACCAGCGAUCUGAAAGAAGAGAACAAUCUUUAUCCGUUCUUGUAUCUUUUGCCGGACGGGAACUUGUAUAUCUUCGCCAAUCAGCGUUCCAUAGUUCUUGAUUAUCAAAACGACCGCGUUUUGCGAGAGUUCCCGCCGAUUCCCGGCGAGAAGAGGUCGUAUCCGGCGACCGGUUCGUCGGUAAUGCUGCCACUACGUUUAACCGGCGGAGCCGCGUCGCCGGAGGUGGAGAUUCUAAUCUGCGGCGGCAACAAGGGAGGCGCGUAUCUUAAAGCGGAGAAGAUGCACGUGUACGAGCCAGCUUCCCGCACGUGCGGGCGGAUGAAGAUAACCGAUCCGUUUCCGAUUUGGGUCAUGGAGAAUAUGCCAAUGGGUCGGGUUAUGUCGGAUAUGUUAUUAUUACCCGUCGGUGAUGUUAUCAUCCUCAACGGCGCGGCAAAGGGAACCGCCGGGUGGGAGUACGGUGAGGACCCGGUUUUGAACCCGAUUCUCUACAAGCCCCGUGAGAGUGACCCGAGUAAAAGAUUCUCUGUGCUCGCCCCCACCGGAAUCCCGAGGAUGUACCACUCAUCCGCCAUCCUCUUGCCAGAUGGCAGGAUCCUAGUGGGCGGGAGCAACCCGCACACGAAAUACAAUUUCACCACCGAAAGAUACCCGACGGAGCUAAGCCUGGAAUCCUACGCGCCGCCGUACCUCUCCCCAAUCUACGCCUACCUCCGCCCGUCGAUCCUGUCAAUCGAGUCCGGCGGCGGCGGCAACUCCGUGACAUACGGCGAGAAAUUCUCCGUGACGUUCACAAUGGCGAUGCUCAAUUCCAGCGGCGGCGGCGGCAUCGCCGUGACCAUGAUCCCGCCGUCGUUCACCACCCACUCCUUCUCCAUGAAUCAGCGCAUGUUAGUGCUGCACACCGUUUCGCUGCAGCGGCUGUCGGUGUUCGCUUACAAGGUGACGGUGGAGGCGCCGGCGACGCGUAACGUGGCGCCGCCGGGGUAUUAUAUGGUGUUCCUGGUGCACCAGAGUGUUCCUGGACACAGUGUUUGGAUUAGGAUUCAUUCUUGAAGCAAUCAAUUCAAAGGAGGAAUAUAUGCAUCAAUCUAUUCUUUGAGUUUUUGUAUGUUUAGCAAAAUGUAUUUUCCACUUUUAGCUUUUUUCCUCGUGUAAAUUGCAAUAGUUCUCAUUUGUAAAAAUUUGGUUUUGAC